AUAUUUAGAGUGUAACAUGUGAGGAUCGUUGAUUUUUCUGAGGGGAUGUUUUUAGUCAUUUUCAGGGCGUUUUCAAAAAUACGCGAAGUUAAGCGCCACGCGUCAUUUCCCCCCAAAUACCGGCGGUGUGCUUGGAGUUAAAUAUUGAUUAGAAAUAUGAAUUCUUCAUGAAAAAAGGUGAGAAGCGAGACAGAGCAUAUUGACAAUACAAUAAAAAUGGAGGUAAAGAAAUUAAAACUAUAUACUUAUUUUUAAACUCACAGGAAUGUUUUAAAAAGUAACAAAAAUUAUGUUCACGCAGGAAUGGAUGAAUUUAGCAUUUCAAGCAGACUGUGUGCGCAUACGCUGUGCUAUGCCUUAAAUCAAGUUAUAAUAUAAGGUUAUCAAAUCAAGAUGGCGACUUCCAUUCGACACGUGAAGCGGCGCGAGCGCUUGAAGAAAUACAACAAAAUGAAGAGAGAAUCACGAAAACAGCCCGCUUUUCUAGAUGAACAGAAUUGGAAACCUUUCGAAGUGGAUAUGUCAGCGUUUGCUGACGAAGAGAUGGGUGGAUUCGUUGGAAUGGAGGUUUUAACUGAUUACGAUCCAAACAUGUUUAGAAAACUUACGAGUGGGACUGUGGGAAAGCAGGAUUCCAAAUCACUCAAGAAGGUUCAAGACGUCCAGAAACCCCUAGCCAGUAAAACAUCCAUAGAAAAGAAGGUGAAAGGGAAUAAAAAGAACAAGAAGAAAGGCACGACUGUAGGAAAUACCAUCACAAACCCUAAGAAAAGCACCUCAUCAAAAGACAAGCAAAACAAAUCUGCCAAUAUGAAAGCAAGGACUAAGCAGGAAACUGCCGUUGCUAGCAAGUAUGUGAAAGAUGCUUUGAAGAAUGAGGAGAAAGCAGCAAGCCCCGGAAAGUCAGGAGUAAGGAAGAGAAAAUCAGGAAGAGAGCGACUUGAAGAGCUUAGGGCUAAGAGGAAAAAGAGAAAGAGUGAACAAGGAGGAGAAGAACAAGAGAACUUGAGAGAUGUGGAAGAGGAGAAGGAGCCAAGGAAUGAGGAGGACAAAGACAAUGAAAGAGAGAUACCAAAUACUGAAGUUGCUAUGUCAAAGUGGGACAGCCUAUCUGUCCCCACCGUAGUGCAUCAAUCCCUGCAGUCCAUGGGAUUCACCCGCCCCACCCCGAUUCAAGCUGGUUGCAUACCUGCUGCUAUCAACGAAGGCAAAGACAUAGUGGGAGCAGCUGAAACGGGUAGCGGAAAGACACUAGCCUUUGGGAUACCUCUAAUAUACAAGCUACUGCAGCAUCAAGCAGCAAGGUCUUCUGACCCGACCUCAAAGACAAAGCCUAACCCAAGUAAAGACGGGACUGAUAUCACGAGAAUUGAACAAAGUCCAUCGAAUCACGAAAGGACAAACGAACAUGAAGACCAGGAUGUGGAUUUGAUGGUGGAGGUUGCGAGCGAUGGUGAUAUUAAUGAUGAUCUAAAUGACAAUAACUUUGAUGAUGACAUAGAUGAUGAUGUCGAGGAACCUGACAGCGAUGACGACACCGAUUCCGAGGUUGAUGACGCCAAAGGACGGGUUGACAUGCAGAGGCUCAAGUCGCAAAUGAAGUGCGUAGAUGUCAUCGAUAACAUCGCGGAUGAGGACUGGGUAAAGGCCGGGCUACCGUUGACCAGUACACCGGCCGGAGGGCUUGACCAACAACAGAAGCUCUUUGGACUAGUCCUGACACCCACCAGGGAACUGGCUGUGCAGGUCAAGAAUCACCUGGUUGCUGCAGCGAAGAUGACAAAUAUCAAGGUUGCGGUGGUGGUUGGAGGAAUGUCUGCCGAGAAGCAAAAGAGAGUUCUGAAGAAAAGACCAGACAUCAUAGUGGGUACCCCUGGAAGGUUAUGGGAGCUUUAUCAACUGGGCGAGCCUCAUCUUGCCAGUCUGCCUGAUAUACAAUGCCUGGUCAUCGACGAGGCUGACCGCAUGGUUGAGAAGGGUCACUACGCAGAGCUUUCAGAGAUACUUGACGUUCUAAACAGUUCAGAGCAGAAGUCAUCGCGACAGACCUUUGUGUUCUCAGCAACGCUGAGUCUAAUCCAUCUGGGUCCACUCAGGAAAUCACUCAAGAAGGCUUACAAACAAGACAAGAAGGAUAAACUAGACUCUGUAAUGGCCAAAGUUGGAAUCCGAGAAGAUGCUGAGGUGGUGGAUCUCACCAAACGAGAGGGCACCGCUUCCACUCUACUGGAGAGCAAGAUUGUUUGUGCUGUUGAAGAAAAGGAUAUCUACCUCUUCUACUUCCUGAGGCAGUAUCCAGGCCGUACACUAGUCUUUACUAACAGCAUAGACUGCAUCAGAAGACUGGUGUCUAUCCUUUCUCUGCUAGAAUGCACACCGCUUCCACUACACUCCUCUAUGAUUCAAAAGCAGCGCCUUAAAAAUCUAGAAAGAUUCACAAAGAAUCCCAAAGGGCUACUCCUGGCUACCGACGUCGCUGCCAGAGGCUUGGAUAUCCCAGAUAUAGAGCAUGUUAUACAUUACCAAGUCCCUCGAACAUCAGAGUCUUAUGUUCACCGUAGUGGACGUACAGCGAGGCAGGCCAAGUCUGGUUUAAGUGUGACCCUGUUAUCCCCCAACGAGAUGAACUUCUACAGGAGAUUAUGCAAGACACUCAACAGAGAGGAGAUUCCCAGCUUUCCGGUGGAGCAUAGUUACUACCAAGCUGUGAAGGAGAGGGUAGAUCUUGCUAGGGAUAUUGACAAACUUGAGCAUGUCCAUUCCAAGAAGAAACACCAGAACGAUUGGUUUGUCAGGGCCGCCAAGGAGCUGGAUGUGGACGUAGAUGAGCACUUGAAUCUUCACGACAUGGGGGAUUCUUCAGAGCAAAAACAAUUCAACAAAAAAAUAAGGAUGAUGAGAGGUCAUCUGAAAGCAUUGUUGAAGAGGAGAAUCUUUGCGGCUGGUUACUCGCAACGCUACCUGACUUCUCAAGGGAAACUGACCACUCCUUUCUCUCAAGCCACUGUUGGAUCUCACGAAGCAUUUUCCAAGCUGAAAGCUCGUAUCAAGAAGGACAAGGAGGAUGAUGGUAAAGAGAAGGAAAAGAAAAGGAAGAAGUUCAAACGGAUGGGCAGAUACCAGAAAAGGAAAUGAAGGACAAUCUUUUAAAAAAGAAGAUAGUUACUGAAUAUAGGCUAUGGGAGCAUAAGAAAUUAUUCAGAUUUUUCUUCUCAGAAUUUUUUUCAUUUGAUGUUUAUAUUCCUCAUCAUAGUGAUCACAUUUCGGCCAUUCUCAGAAAACAUUUCAUUGUCCCUACCAUCUUUCGGUCUACUUUCUUGCUAUCUUGCAUUCUUUCAGUGGCAUCAUGUAAGGAGAAUACGUAUUAGGAGCCAUCUCACGUGAGCUUUAAAUCCAGUGAUGCUCUAGCUUGAGUUUGUCAGCAUCCUAGCAUCAGCAAUCAUUGGCAGUUUUUUAGUUUCACCACAUCGUUAUCACCACCAUAACCAUAUCCACUACCUCUGUUACCGUCGCCAUCGUCAUCACUACCACCACCACCACCGUCAGCAUCAUCACCACCAACUUCAUCAUCAUCACCAUUACCACGAACAUCAUUACCACCACCAUCAUCACCACCAUCAUCAUCACCAUUAUCAUCAUCAUCAUCAUCACUAUCACAUCUUUAUUUAAUUUAUGCUCACAAGAAAAGUAUCUAGCAAAGAAAUGAUAUGAAGGACAAUAACACUUCAAAAUUUUGCUUGCAUAAUGCAGGUACAUGGCGGCAUCAUUUAUUUUGGAAAAAUUAUAAAAGAACACAGGUACAUGUACAGAUAAUUUUUUUUUCAUUCCUGGGCAAUAUCCUUUCAUUAAAGAUAAGUUUGAAUGUGUAAUACACAUAAUGUAAACAGUUUUUUCUAAAAAUUAGAAUUGUUUUAACAAAAUCAUUUUCAUUGCAUUUGUUAAAACAAAUAAGUUAUAAAAACCACAUCGAAUGUUUGUUUCGAUACAUCAUAUUACACAAAAUAAGCAAAAUCUGAAUAUAUCUGCCCUUUGAUUACCAUAUAAACAAAUUUCAGGUUAACCCAGUACUGUAAAAUGGACUUCCGAGAUAAAAAUUAGGUGACAAGUGUAUUUAAUUUUUCAGAAAUUAUCUUGAUUUGCAUAUCCACAAUUUUAAUGAUUUUCUUGAUUAAAAGUAGUGUUAGUGUUGGGCUACAAAAUGUUUAAAUCCAUCUCAUGUUUUUAAAAACAUGAUGAAUGUAUGUUUUAUAUUUAUCCAGUGAAAUAAGUUAUACAUAUGAUCAAUGAUGCAUCUGUACGCUCUAUAGUUUCAAACUGUAAAUAAAACUUUACAGAUUAUAAAUCAAAUAAUUUCUCUUGUGAAUAUAUCCAGCUGUGACAUGCGUGUGUGUGUAUUUGAGUUUUGUCAGACGUGUAUCAAUCAAAUAUGAUUAUUUCUGUCUGGGACCUACGUUUAACGUCACCAUCCGAAAGACUUGACCAGGGCUUGAACCUCAAACCUUUGCGUCAAUCUGUAACUAGCUUGGAUUAGUCAUUACAGGCACUUGCAACAACGCCCAUGCAUUCUUGAAUGGUAAAUUGCCAAUUCAUCUACUACCACUCACCACAUGGUCUACCUUCAUUUAGUCUAAUGCCAUUCCGUCCAACAUUUCGUCUAACAACUAUUUGGUCCAAUCAUCACUUCGUCUAACCAUUUGGUCCAAUCAUCACUUUGUCUAAUCACCACAUCGUCUGACCAUGUCGUCUCAUACCCAGUUGUUCUAAUAACCAUUUUCUUUUCAUUCACUUUGCCCAAUUAACACUUAUUCAAUUAGACCAAAUGCUAUAUGGACUAAAUGGCUAUUGGACCAACUGGUUAUUAGAUGAAAAUGAAAAUAAACCUUUGUUAAUUGCCA
This is a messenger RNA of Lytechinus pictus (painted urchin), 4895 nucleotides long. Its product is annotated as ATP-dependent RNA helicase DDX24-like. Gene Ontology annotation, molecular function: nucleic acid binding; ATP binding; RNA helicase activity. The record is from RefSeq and is a predicted model, not a curated record. The transcript has 15 exons. The coding region runs from base 394 to 3135 and encodes 913 amino acids. NCBI's taxonomy places the organism in Eukaryota, Metazoa, Echinodermata, Echinoidea, Temnopleuroida, Toxopneustidae.